AAGCGUACGGAAAGAUAGCUUUGAGCUGUCUGCCAGGAAUCUGCUUGGAAACGAUAGAGGCAACAAGAAACGACGAUUACAGUUUUUGGACAUACUCUUUAUCUCUAACGUUGUCAUUGAUUGAACACGAGGGAGUCUGAAGUGACUUGCUAGCUUCUAUAGCACCAUGGAUAUGUGGACCGGUAACUGGAGCCAUGUGAACGGGACGGAUGGCGCUUUCGACCCACAAGCGCUGGAGUUCGCCCCGGCCAUUGUCUCAACAAUCAGGCUUAUUUCUCCAGUGGUGUACGGGACAGUAACCGUUGUGGGUCUGCUAGGGAACAUGUUAGUAAUCUACAUGUUGCUGUGCCACACCAAGGCAAAGGACGCUACAAACUGUUACAUUCUCAACCUGGCAUUGGCUGAUACUCUCUUCCUGCUCGGGGUACCCUUCAUCUCAGCUUCAUCUGCCAUGGGACGCUGGGUGUUCGGGGGAGCCAUGUGCAAGAUCGCACUGUCGCUGGACGCCUUAAACAUGUUAAGUAGCGUGUUUAGCCUGGUCUCAUUGAGCAUGGACCGCUACCUAGCCACAGUCCGCGCCAACACCCAUCCUCAUCUCCGCCAGCGAAAGGUGGUGACCGCCGUUAUCCUGUCCGUCUGGGCAGCUGCCUUCAUACUGACCAUCCCCGUCAUGGUGGUCAGCGGAACCACUCUACUGGAAGACGGCACAUACGCCUGCACGCUCAACUGGCCUGAGGCUGAGGCUAUAUCCUGGCACAAAGCGUUCACGUCUUACACCUUCAUAAUCGGGUUCGUCCUCCCCGUGUUGGUGAUCAGCGUGUCUUACCUACUGGUGGUCCGUCAUCUCAGGCGUAACACGUCCACACACGCCGCGGUGGCCAGAGUCUCCAUCAAGAUGCGGACAAAAGUGACUAAAACGGUUACGGCAAUGGUCAUGACCUUCAUAGUGUGCUGGUUGCCGUUCCACGUGUGUCAGCUGGUGGGUUUGACCACAGACGUGCGCCCCACGCCAGCAGUGCUGGUGCUGUUCCACAUGACCUUGGCCAUGACCUACGUAAACAGCUGCGUGAACCCCAUCCUGUACGUCUUCAUGAGUCAGAAGUUUCGAGGGAGCUUUCGCGCCGCGCUGCGUCUGAAUCGGAAAACGUCCUCUGAUCGGAUGUACGUCCGCCAGAGCGCCACCGUCGCGCGCCGUCGGCUGGAAAUUCCCGCCUUUUUCGAGGAGGAAAAAUGUGAGGUAAAUGUUGGAACUGUUCAGUGUUCAGGAGGAGUUAUCUAUUCGUUUGAAAGUGCUUUGUAGAACAUUACAAAUAAACUGUCAGAAAAUAUUCUGUUCAGGAUAAAUCAAAAAUAUUUUGAGCUUCUAUGGACUUCUGAUUCACCUAGCUAACAAAAGUACAUUGUUAAUACUUGCCGGUUAUUUACCUUCUAUCAA
This is a messenger RNA of Branchiostoma floridae (Florida lancelet), 1435 nucleotides long. RefSeq names its product somatostatin receptor type 2-like. The coding region runs from base 167 to 1300 and encodes 377 amino acids. The transcript has a single exon. Gene Ontology annotation, cellular component: membrane; neuron projection. Gene Ontology annotation, biological process: neuropeptide signaling pathway. Gene Ontology annotation, molecular function: neuropeptide binding; neuropeptide receptor activity. The record is from RefSeq and is a predicted model, not a curated record. NCBI's taxonomy places the organism in Eukaryota, Metazoa, Chordata, Leptocardii, Amphioxiformes, Branchiostomatidae.